UUACCGCUACUUGUAAAUUGUUUUCUUUUCCCUCUGAUUACUACUACUUUUUUUCUUUUCCCUCUGAUUACCGCUGUUUGUUUUCUUUUCCCUCUGAUUACUACUACUUGUUUUCUUUUCCCUCUGAUUACCGCUACUUGUUUUCUUUUCCCUCUGAUUACUACUACUUGUUUUCUUUUCCCUCUGAUUACUACUACUUGUUUUCUUUUCCCUCUGAUUACUGCUACUUGUUUUCUUUUCCCUCUGAUUACUACUACUUGUUUUCUUUUCCCUCUCAUUACUACUACUUGUUUUCUUUUCCCUCUGAUUACUACUACUUGUUUUCUUUUCCCCCUGAUUACCGCUACUUGUUUUCUUUUCCCUCUCAUUACUACUACUUGUUUUCUUUUCCCUCUGACUACCGCUACUUGUUUUCUUUUCCCUCUGAUUACCGCUGUUUGUUUUCUUUUCCCUCUGAUUACUACUACUUGUUUUCUUUUUCCCUCUGAUUACCACUACUUGUUUUCUUUUCCCUCUGAUUACCACUAUUUCUUUUCUUUUCCCUCUGAUUACCGCUACUUGUUUUCUUUUCCCUCUGAUUACUACUACUUGUUUUCUUUUCCCUCUGAUUACCGCUACUUGUUUUCUUUUCCCUCUGAUUACUACUACUUGUUUUCUUUUCCCUCUGAUUACUACUACUUGUUUUCUUUUCCCUCUGAUUACUACUACUUGUUUUCUUUUCCCUCUGAUUACUACUACUUGUUUUCUUUUUCCCCUGAUUACCGCUACUUGUUUUCUUUUCCCUCUGAUUACUACUACUUGUUUUCUUUUCCCUCUGAUUACUACUACUUGUUUUCUUUUCCCUCUGAUUACCACUACUUGUUUUCUUUUCCCUCUGAUUACUACUACUUGUUUUCUUUUCCCUCUGAUUACUACUACUUGUUUUCUUUUCCCUCUGAUUACUACUACUUGUUUUCUUUUUCCCCUGAUUACCGCUACUUGUUUUCUUUUCCCUCUGAUUACUACUACUUGUUUUCUUUUCCCUCUGACUACCGCUACUUGUUUUCUUUUCCCUCUGAUUACCGCUACUUGUUUUCUUUUCCCUCUGAUUACCGCUACUUGUUUUCUUUUCCCUCUGAUUACCGCUACUUGUUUUCUUUUCCCUCUGAUUACUACUACUUGUUUUCUUUUUCCCUCUGAUUA
Messenger RNA from Ostrea edulis (European flat oyster), 1182 nucleotides. RefSeq names its product adhesive plaque matrix protein-like. NCBI's taxonomy places the organism in Eukaryota, Metazoa, Mollusca, Bivalvia, Ostreida, Ostreidae. The annotation marks the transcript as partial. The transcript has a single exon. The record is from RefSeq and is a predicted model, not a curated record.